Messenger RNA from Penicillium chermesinum, 2433 nucleotides. Its product is annotated as COPII subunit SEC24. Gene Ontology annotation, biological process: COPII-coated vesicle cargo loading; endoplasmic reticulum to Golgi vesicle-mediated transport; intracellular protein transport. Gene Ontology annotation, cellular component: endoplasmic reticulum exit site; COPII vesicle coat. Lineage: Eukaryota; Fungi; Ascomycota; Eurotiomycetes; Eurotiales; Aspergillaceae. The transcript is spliced from 5 exons. Gene Ontology annotation, molecular function: SNARE binding; zinc ion binding. The record is from RefSeq and is a predicted model, not a curated record. The coding region runs from base 1 to 2433 and encodes 810 amino acids.
AUGGCGCAUUUCCGCAGCAACCUGCUGCUGUGGGAUACCAGCAACCGUAUGCCCCGCCUGCGCCUGACGUUGGGGGGCAUGACCCAGCAAUUCGGCGGCAUGGGCAUGGCUGAACCGCACCACAUGCCCCCGCCUCAGCAGCAGGCAGCGGUACAGCAGCGUAACGUACAGCUGAACCAGCUCUACCCCACGGAUCUCAUCUCUCAGCCUUUCAAUGUCGCGGAGCUGGAUUACCCUCCCCGCCAAUCAUCCUGCCCCCCGGAGUUUACCAGUGUUUACCCAUCCCCAACGGCCAAUUGUCCACCAAAGUAUAUGCGGUCCACGCUGAACGCGGUCCCGACGAACAACUCGCUUCUAAAGAAGUCCAAAUUACCUUUCGCCCUGGUCAUCCAGCCUUACGCCGCUCUCCACGACGCCGAGGAUCCCGUCCCCGUCAUUCCUGACCAAGUGAUUUCACGGUGCCGCCGCUGUCGAUCGUACAUCAACCCUUUUGUCACAUUCCUUGACCAUGGCCACCGCUGGCGCUGUAAUAUGUGCAACCUGACCAAUGAUGUCCCGCAGGCCUUCGAUUGGGAUGCGACUUUGCAAAAGCCGGCGGACCGCGCAUUGCGCGCAGAUCUCAACCACAGCAUUGUGGAAUUUGUUGCGCCUCAAGAAUAUAUGGUCCGACCUCCCCAGCCACUCGUGUACCUGUUCUUAAUCGAUGUGAGCUACUCCUCGGUGACCAGCGGUUUACUGGCCACCAGCGCGCGCUGCAUCAAGGAGAGCUUGGAUCGGAUUCCUAACGCAGACCGCCGAACUCGGCUGGGCUUCAUUGCCGUGGACUCGAGUUUACACUAUUUCAGCAUCCCUCGCGAUGGCUCUGCAAGCUCAGCGCCCCGCAUGUUGGUUGUCAGUGAUCUGGAGGACCCCUUCCUUCCCAUACCAAGCGACCUCUUGGUUACACUCAGUGAAUGUCGGGAGAACGUCGAGUCAUUCCUCGACAAACUGCAGGAGAUGUUCCAGAACACCCAGAACAACAGCUGCGCCAUGGGUUCGGCUUUGAGGGCGGGAUACCAGCUGAUCUCACCCGUCGGUGGGAAAAUGACAGUCUUGAGCGCUUCGCUGCCAAACAUCGGCAUUGGCUCGCUGACGAUGCGUGAGGAUAAGAAGGUGCUUGGCACCAGUAAGGAAUCGAGUCUCCUCCAAACCGGGAACUCUUUCUACAAGAGCUUCGCCGUCGAAUGCUCUAAGGCUCAGGUCUCCGUGGACAUGUUCCUCUUCUCAUCCCAAUAUCAGGAUGUUGCCUCUUUGAGUAACCUGCCUCGCUACACGGGUGGCCAGACGUAUUUCUACCCCAGCUGGAGCGCGGCCCGCAGCGAGGAUGUCAUCAAGUUCGCGCUUGAGUUCUCUGAUUAUCUCUCCUCGGAGAUUGGUUUGGAGGCCGUCCUUCGUGUGCGUGCUACCACUGGCCUUCGCAUGAGCACUUUUUACGGCAACUUCUUCAACCGGAGCUCCGACCUUUGCGCUUUCCCGGCCUUCCCGCGUGACCAGGCUUAUGUAGUCGAAGUGGCCAUUGACGAGACCGUGGCUAAGCCCGUUGUGUGUCUUCAAGCCGCUGUUCUUCACACCACCUGUAACGGCGAGCGUCGCAUCCGAGUGAUUACAGUCGCGCUUCCUACCACCACCAACCUGGCCGAUAUCUAUGCCUCUGCCGAUCAACAGGCCGUGGCCACCUUCUUUAGUCAUAAGGCGGUUGAGCGCACUUUGAGCAGUGGUCUCGAUCCGGCCCGUGAGGCCUUACAGGCGAAGAUCAUUGAACUCUUGAGUACUUACAGGAAGGAGCUUGCUGGUGGCAGCGUGGGUGGUGGUGGUCUUCAGUUCCCCGCCAACCUGCGGGGCCUGCCUGUUUUAUUCCUGGCUUUGAUGAAGAAUAUCCCCACGGACAUGCGGUCCGCCGCUCUUUGCCUGCUGUCGACCCUUCCCCUUCCUCUCCUCAUCCAAUACAUUUACCCCAAGAUGUAUUCCCUUCACGACAUGCCCGACGCUGCCGGCCUUCCCGACCCUGAGACCGGCGAGAUCCGCCUGGCCUCAUACGGUCUGUACCUGAUCGACGAUGGACAGACUCAGUUCUUGUGGGUCGGCCGUGAUGCAGUGCCGCAGUUGAUCGAUGAUGUAUUUGGAGUCCCCGACCGGAGUCAACUCCGGGUGGGCAAGCAGUUCCUCCCCGAAGUAGAGAAUGAGUUUAACCAGCGAGUACGGGCGGUGGUCGAGAAGAGCCGCGAUCACCGCUCUAAGGGCGUUGGCAGCAUGAUCGUGCCUCACCUGUACGUGGUUCGUGAGGAUGGCGAGCCCGGUCUCCGCCUCUGGGCCCAGACCAUGCUGGUGGAGGACCGCGCCGACCAGGGUGCCAGCUUAGAUCAAUGGAUGGCCACUCUGCGGGAGAAGGUAUGA